Didymodactylos carnosus is the source of this 1237-nucleotide messenger RNA. The record is from the annotation of a GenBank genome assembly. NCBI's taxonomy places the organism in Eukaryota, Metazoa, Rotifera, Eurotatoria, Philodinida, Philodinidae.
UGAACACCGUGUUGUUGUUAAUUUUACACAAAAAAGAGGUUUCAACUUUAGUAUCAAUCUUCACCUACAGAUAAACAUAGCUUCGAGGGUCUAUCACUGCAGACAAGUUAUUUAGCAUGGCUAAGCGCUAAAACCUAUUGUAUGUCAAUACAGAGCUCAAAUAAAGAAUUUUAGUAUCGCAAACACACUGAAAACUCUUUUUUGUGUAAAAUUAACAACAACACGGUGUUCAAGACAGUCGAUUACAUAUAUUUCGACCUAUUUUGGGAUCUUCAAACCGCAAAAACUAAGGAUAUCGCUUGUUCGGAAAAACUUAGCCUCUUUGGAAAACUGAGGGAAAUCCGGAGUUUGCUUAGAUCUAGAUUUAAAGAAGAUACUUCAGACUACUUAUCUAUCGAAAAAAAUCGAUAGUUUGUUAUUUUAAUUUCGGAAACUACAACGUUGUUUUCCAAAUAUUGUCAGAAAACAGGAUCUUCCGAACAGUUUCAAAACUAGCUUUUACUUAGCGAAAGUUGUGAGAAAGUGUCUAUUUUCAGAAUCUGAAAGCCGCAGAUCGCUUUCGCUUUGUUAUCAGAAGUUAUUCAAAAAAUAGCCCGGGAAGCUGUUUUUUUGGCAUCGAUAAUAGUUUUGAGUGACAUCUACUCUAAUCGAUGGUAUCAAAUUUCGACUCUUUAAUAAAUACGGAAAUUGUCUUAGCCCAGUAACAUCACGAAAACUUUUGUUCCGUUAAUAUCUGUAUGUUGUUGUUCAUCUUAUGUUAAUACAAAAAUGUUUUAUUUUUCAAACUCUAUUUCUAUUUUAGUUGAUCGAUCGAAGUUUAAUUGAAUCCAAAAUACAUGCUCAAGUUUUAUUUGAACAAAGUUUGACAUUAAAUGAAGAACUAGAUGGUUAUUUAUUUUACCAUUCAUUAGGCUAUUAUUCACCAGGUUAUUCUCCACUAAUUUGUUGGUUAAAACCGUUUAUGAUUAAUGAAAUGUUGAAAAUGACUUUAGUAAAUGAUUUGUUUAUUAAAUUACCGGAAAAUUAUCAAACAGCUCAACAAUAUAUGUCUGAUGAACAAGUAACAAGAAAAACUUUGACAAAUGAUGAAUUAUAUCAUAUCAAUGAAGGAAUAACCGAUGACUAUUUGAAAUUACAACCGUUAGAGGAUAAUAGUAAAGAAAAAAAGAAACGAUAUUCUAAUAAACAUAAUACUGAAGAUACAAACACAAUGGCAAUAGAUGAGACGAAUAAAUGA